Messenger RNA from Chanos chanos (milkfish), 1585 nucleotides. It is a transcript of the gene gcnt7, whose product is annotated as glucosaminyl (N-acetyl) transferase family member 7. Gene Ontology annotation, molecular function: acetylglucosaminyltransferase activity. The record is from RefSeq and is a predicted model, not a curated record. The transcript has 3 exons. Gene Ontology annotation, cellular component: membrane. The coding region runs from base 22 to 1320 and encodes 432 amino acids. NCBI's taxonomy places the organism in Eukaryota, Metazoa, Chordata, Actinopteri, Gonorynchiformes, Chanidae.
UCUGACCAAUGCUGGACUAUUAUGCUCCCGCUUGAGAGCACAAAGUGCAGUUUUCUCAUCUGCCUAGGAUUUGGCGUUCUCAUUUCCGCCAUCAUCUAUCUGAACACUGAAGUCCCAGGUACUCCCCAAACAAAGGCAGUACAAAAUCACUCCUUGAGCUGCCAGGAACCUACUCCUGAUUCCUGCCAAGCUUUUUUACCCAGCAUCCCAAGCACAAAAUGGCAGAGGACAGACUGCCAAAUGGAAGCAUACCUGGCGGGUGCACCAUUGGAAUGUUCGCAAAUGUACACAGAUCUUCACUUCAUUACUACGCCCCUAAGCAAAGAAGAGGAACUCUUCCCAUUGGCAUUCAUCAUCACCAUUCACAAAAAGCUGGACAUGUUUGUUCGCCUCCUGAGGGCCAUUUAUGCUCCCCAGAAUGUCUACUGUAUCCAUGUGGAUGACAAAGCUUCACAGGACUACAAGGAAAAGGUUUUGCGCUUGGCUAGUUGCUUCCCCAACGUCUUCUUGGCUUCAGCCAGCGAGGCUGUGACCUAUGCAGGUUUCUCAAGACUGCAAGCAGACAUCAACUGCAUGAGGGACCUGGUAAGGUCUCCGCUGCGCUGGUAUCGAGUCAUCAAUAUGUGCGGUCAGGACUUCCCCAUCAUGAGCAAUCUGGAGUUGGUUCGCUACAUGAAGGGAGAUGAGUGGAGGGACAAGAACAUCACGCCUGGGAUCAAGCAGCCACCAACCAUGCGGUACAGGACCAUGUACCACUAUGAGGAGGUCAAAGGAAAGAAAGUUGUAGUCAAAGGCUGGUACCGCAAGAAGGGUCCCCCUCCACACAAGCUUCAGCUCUACUUUGGUACUGCAUACUACUCCCUGACUAGGGCAUUUGUAGAGUUUGUGCUCAAUAGCUUGGUAGCCAGAGACCUUCUGGAGUGGUCGAAGGACACCUACAGCCCUGACGAGCACUACUGGGUAACCCUUAAUCACAUACCAGAUGCACCAGGCAGUAAUGUAAAUGGAGGCUGGGAAGGCAAUAUUCGCGCCAUAAAAUGGAAAGACCAAGAGGGAACAAGCCACCAAGGCUGCAAAGGUCACUACGUCAGGGACAUCUGCGUCUAUGGGAUGGAGGACUUGCCGUGGAUUAUCCAAAAGAACAGCUUGUUUGCCAAUAAGUUUGACAGUUCAAGUUUUCCUGAUGCUUUUAACUGCAUGGAACUAUGGCAAAGGAAUAAAGUUCUACAACAAGCCAUGGUGCCCAUCCAGCCGUCAUGGCUGCUCACCAUCCAGGUCAAUGCCAGUAUCCAAGACACUGCCACCCCCAGAGAGGAUUAAAAAUAUGACUAUUUUGGGUGAAACUAAAGACUCAAUCUAGAGAUGAGCUCUCUGUUGUGGUGAGUGCGUGGUUACAGAAUGUUCAACUGACAGAUUUUAUUUCGACAAUCAGACAGCUGACAGAUAUUAGCAAGCAGAGGGAAACUGAUUGGACUGUGGUUAUCACCGGCAAAAUGUUUCACAUGCGGUUUCAAAGUUUCAGGGGUCCACAAAAACUGAUAUCCACAAAGCUGUCAGCUCACAAAAGUUUCAGAAAAUGGAACAC